This is a messenger RNA of Thamnophis elegans (Western terrestrial garter snake), 3339 nucleotides long. It is a transcript of the gene STX19, whose product is annotated as syntaxin 19. The coding region runs from base 297 to 1181 and encodes 294 amino acids. Gene Ontology annotation, cellular component: synaptic vesicle; endomembrane system; presynaptic active zone membrane. Gene Ontology annotation, molecular function: SNARE binding; SNAP receptor activity. The record is from RefSeq and is a predicted model, not a curated record. The transcript is spliced from 2 exons. Gene Ontology annotation, biological process: intracellular protein transport; exocytosis; synaptic vesicle fusion to presynaptic active zone membrane. Lineage: Eukaryota; Metazoa; Chordata; Lepidosauria; Squamata; Natricidae.
AGUAAGUAACUAACAUGCUUUUCUACUGCACAGCCAUAUAACCAACUAAGACUCUCUCGAUCCAUGGUUUUUCAAGACACACUUCCUAAGUAAUUAAGUUCUAGAGAGAUUAAGCAAGCAGAAACUUUUAAAACGGGAAUAACAUUCCAGAUCUAUUAAGCAUGCACACAUGGAUAAUGCAAGUCUCAUAUCCUUAAGUACAAAACGAUACUGAAAAACAGGAUUUUUAAAAAGAAGAAGGUAUACACUGCUGCCUUGGGUUUAAUACUUCUGAACCUUAAUAUAUUCAACAGAAGAUGAAAGACCGCCUUCAAGAGCUUAAACUGAGAGCAAAGGAACUGCAAUUAUUAGAAGAGAACAAUCCUGUUGUUGAUGCAAUUAUUAGAGAGGAACAAGGAGAAUUUGAACAAGCAGCUGUUAUUUUUGAAAAGGAGCCCAUAACUGAAAGGUACUUGCAUGAAAUACAGCAACUUCAUAAUGACAUUAAUCGUUUGGCAAUGGAUGUUCAAAAGUUUAGUCGGCAGCAGAAAAGUUUUAUGGCUUCCAUGAGAAGAUUCAGUGUGCUUAAAAAAGAAUGCAGCAAUACAAAAGCAAUUAAAGCUCAAGCAGAGCACAUUAAUAAGGGCUUGGAUGAUCUUUCAAAAAUAGUGAAGAGGGAAGAAAAAGAACAUGGCUCAUCAUCUGCCCUUAGAAGAGUCCUCACUUCCCAGCGUGCAGUCCUAUUCCAUCGUUUCCAAAAUAUAAUGAUUAUGUACAAUAAUGCCAUAACAACCAAACAAGAAAAAUGUAAGGAUUUCAUUAUGCGUCAGUUGGAAGUGGCAGGAAAAGAGGUAUCAGAGGAAGAACUAAAUAAUAUGGUUGAACAAGGGAAAUGGGAAAUCUUCAAUGAAAAUCUGCUCACAGAGGUCAAGAUUACUAAAACUCAGUUAUCUGAGAUUGAACAAAGACACCGAGAACUGGUCAGUCUGGAAAAUCAAGUGAAAGACUUAAAAGGCCUUUUUUUUCAAAUCUCACUUUUGAUAGACGAACAAGGUGAAAUGAUCAACAGCAUUGAAAUGGAAAUCAUUAACACUCAGGAUUAUGUCCAAAUGUCAACAGAAAAGUUCAGGCUGGCAGCUAAAUAUCGAAAAAAGAAUCCAUGCAAAGCACUGUGCUGUUGGUGCUGCUCCUGUUGCAAAUGAUUUGUCCUCUGGGCAAUUAAAACUGAAGAGCUGAUCCAGCCCUCUCAGUACCCCUGAGGUCAUCAUAUGUUUACAAUCCAAGCAGGCACUUGGAUAUGUGGCUCACAAUUAUAUGUCAUGUGAUCACAUUUGUGACCUUCCUUGCUGGUUUCCCACAAGCAAUGUCAAUGAGAAAGCUGGCAGAGAAGAUUGCAAGUCACUCCAGUAAGAUCCCUGCAUCCAUGCGGCAGGCUCUAAAAUUUUCCUGUAGUCAUAAAGAGCUACGUACUGUGACUACGUCAUUUAGCGAUGGCAAUUUCAGUUGCAAUCAUAACCCCAAAACAUGCAGGUCAUUAAACAGGAAAUGGUGAGAGUCCCAAGGGGGGAAAUCAGGAGAGUGCUUGGGAGGCCUAUACAGGAGUGCUAUGAGAGGCUGGGAGAAGCUGGAGAUGUCUUGAGAGAUCCAGCAUAAGCUGAGCAUGAACUGAGGGACGCACAGUGGGGGUUCAAUGCAAGCUACAUGUUAGUUGGGGCAGGUUGGGCAGGGCUUAAGAAGGUCAGUGUAGGCUACAAAUGAGCUGGAGGAUGAGGGGGUAAUGGCAAAGGCUGCACAUGUGCAAGGUGGCUUACCCAAGUGACUUGCUACCUUCCCUGCUGCAUUCCCCAUAAAUUUUGCUUGUCAGAGCCUGCCAUGAAAUUAUCAUAAAUGGCAAUCACAUGACUAUAGAUCCCUGUGACAUCAUAAUUGUGAGCCUGGUUCCUUAGCACCCUAUGGUGAUCAUGAGACCAUGGUGUUGUAAUGGCUAUGGUAAAAAGCAUUGUAGACUUCCCCGGCUAUGUAUGUCAUACACUAAUCUCUCUCUGUCUUUAUGUAUGCAAUAGAUUUCAGCAAACUCAGGAUUCUUUUACUUUUAAAAACCCUUCCUUGCAGUUUUUCCAUUAUUGAAAGUCUCCAAAUAUUUAAAAUAUAUGUUAUUAUGGUAAUACUGAAAAGAACCUUUUAAGAAAUAAUCAUUUCCUUGUAUUAAUGAUAUUAUACUACUUGAAUACCAGCUAUUCAUUAUAAAAAUUAAGCACAAACCAAAAGCCUUGUACAAAUAGUCAUGUCAUUAUAAAAAAAAAUUAUUCAGUUUGGAAAAUAUACUUUGUCUCUAAGUAAGUCACAACAGAAUAAUCUGGGCAAGCAUACAAAUAUCCCCAAAACAAAACAAUAAGUGUGUUAAUAGUAUGUACUAAGAGAAGAGGAAAUUAGACAUAAUUACAAGUAGUCUUGAGAAACGACAGGCCAUUUAACAAUAGUUCAUAGUUAUGACUCACACUCCAAAACUAUAUGACCUUGUUUCAAAGUUAUCACAGUGCCACUGUGGUCAUUCGCCCUUAUGAGGGGCCACAGGGAUGCUCUCCACAUCCCGUUCCAAUGAGACCUCCAACACUUGGGCCCGCUCCCAUGCCUCUUGGAAGCAGUCAUCAAUUCCUUGUUGGCUGCUUUCAGAGCUUUGUGUGUCAGUCAGCUGCCCCCCGAAUCAGCUGGCCAGCAGAAGGCUGCCUCUUGCUUGGCUUUGAAAGUUGACCUUUGCAUGAAAGGCAGCUUCAUGACAAGAUUCCCAAAACCUUUCCCUUGCUUCUCUGUCUCCCCCAGAAAGCCACAUUUCUUCAAAAGAGAGAGAGAGAGAGAGGGAGGGAGAGGGAGAGGGAGGGAGAGAGAAAAAGCUGGAAGGGAUGGACUUGCUGAUCUUCCCUCACCACUAAAUGUUCUCUCUACUCUCCAAUCUCUACCCCUUUUAAAAUUCUAACCUUGACUCCAUCUGAAGAACAGAAGAACGAAGUGACUAAGGAAAGAAAAUCUUUCUCUAUUGAACUGAAAAAAGUCAUCUCAAAAUUUGUGCAAUGAAAUGGAUAAUGGUGGGUCCUUGCAAGCUUUAGCUGUCAUUCUGAGCUAUAGAGCUCAGGUAGGAGUUAAAAGCUAGAUUAUAGACUUCCUACUAUAGGCAGUCAUAUGGACAGCUAAAGCUUGCAAAGACCCAGUGUCCUCCAUUUUGUUGCACAACUUUUAGAGAUGAUAUUUUUUUAAGUUUCAUGGCUGGUCAUUAUUUGAGGCAGUUCAUUUAACAAAGUUAAAUUUUGUUACAGUUAUAACUUGAUCUGUAUUCAAGAAGUUAUCUUUUGCAAGGAAGUUAAC